AGAUAAGCUUCUCUGUUUCAUUUUUAUAUUCGCCGGCGUCAUUGAAAAAUGAUUCGGCUAGUCUUAUCCAUAGGCUUACUAAUUUUUAAUGUGGAUUUUGUGAAAUCUGAAGACCCAACUUUAUCAGCCACUGUACUCGGAGGGGACCUGGAACCAUUUGAUAUCCCAUUGGAAGAACUUGAAAAAGACACGAAGCAAGUGACAACUCUCUCCGAGCAGUGCAAGCGAUUUGUGAACCAUUAUAGACACUACUGUCGUUCAUCCAACAUUGCUACGUAUAAUGAAGAAGUCAGAAUCAUCUGUGAACGAUAUCGUACCUAUUGUUCCGAUCGUGUUUAUCCUUCAAUUAAUCAUAUUCGUCGUCAAACAAAAUUCUGGGAAGGCGCAGGAGUGCCGAAGGCAACAAUUCAAGCAAUGUCCUCGUGUUAUUCACAUUGCAAGGAGACUGAUCCGGUUUGCGUAAACGCUUGCGAGUGCCUUCAUCUUCAAUGGAUGAUGAACUACGAAUGUUACCCGGGAACCCGUGCUCCUGCUUACAACAACUGUCAAAGAUGGGCGGCCAAGUGCCGAACGGUCUGGAAGCCCCGUACAGAUUACACGCCAGCUGAUUACAGGGAUAUGGCACCUCCGCCAAUUGUGAGAGGAGUCUUUUAUGGAUAUGAUGGUCUGGCAACACAUCGGACCUUUGAUCGUCCACGCGAUCACGGAGUCUCAUUCUUCCGUGGAACAAAUACGGUCCUUGUGGAUUGGCCAGAAGGAAAAGUUGCCGGUGGAACGACGAUUGAAGUACCAUUUGCUGGUGUUAAUGUCAUUCCUAAUCAAUAUAAUAUUGGAUUCCCCAAUAUGCAGAGGGCGAUGAGAGAAUUCACAAAACAAAACCCGGAUCAAUUGAACCCCGGAACUGGAAGGAUGUCAGCCCUGAGUGCGAUGUUAAGAAAUUGAUUUUUUUCUUAAACAUUUUGAUAAUAAUAUUAAUAUACUUAAUUUAAUAAUAAACUCAUUAGUUAGAUGAAAAA
Molecule: messenger RNA, 1016 nt
Organism: Caenorhabditis elegans
Lineage: Eukaryota; Metazoa; Nematoda; Chromadorea; Rhabditida; Rhabditidae
Gene: dos-2
Product: Delta and OSM-11-like
Exons: 7
Coding region: 49-942 (297 amino acids)
Source: RefSeq, marked reviewed